AUGUUUCUCCACUUAUUGAACACAACUGGUAACAGAAAAGGAACACCCAUCAAGUACGAGUGCACUGGAGGCCUUCUCUUCAAUGACAAAAUCCAUAGCUGUGACCUUCCUCAGAAAGUAGAGUGUUCUGAAACUCGUCGCAAGAGAAGCCUCACAAACGACGGCGCUCCUCAACAGUACGUGACAGCUGAAGAAUGUAAGCAGCUGGAGGGCAAAUUCGCAAUGGAGGGCAACCCCAACGCUUACUACUUUUGCUCUCACGGUACUGCUCACCUCAUGCGCUGUACUGACCUCGCUGUAUUCAGUUUCGCCGCUCAGGACUGUAUCUUCAUGAAAUAGAACCAACGGUGGAUUUCCCUGAUUUUAGUUGUUAUAAUGAUGCCUUAGUGAAAUAUUUAUUAAAAAAAAAAAAAAAAAAAAAAAAAAAAAAAAAA
Molecule: messenger RNA, 434 nt
Organism: Penaeus monodon (black tiger shrimp)
Lineage: Eukaryota; Metazoa; Arthropoda; Malacostraca; Decapoda; Penaeidae
Exons: 3
Coding region: 1-339 (112 amino acids)
Cellular component (GO): extracellular region
Molecular function (GO): chitin binding
Source: RefSeq, a predicted model, not a curated record